Messenger RNA from Sorex araneus (European shrew), 580 nucleotides. It is a transcript of the gene RIPPLY2, whose product is annotated as ripply transcriptional repressor 2. The transcript has 4 exons. The coding region runs from base 88 to 465 and encodes 125 amino acids. Gene Ontology annotation, biological process: embryonic pattern specification; negative regulation of transcription by RNA polymerase II. Lineage: Eukaryota; Metazoa; Chordata; Mammalia; Eulipotyphla; Soricidae. The record is from RefSeq and is a predicted model, not a curated record. Gene Ontology annotation, cellular component: nucleus.
CGGGCCGGUAUAAUAGGGGCGCCCGGGGCGGCGGGGCGGCGCGGCCAGGCGGGGCCCGAGUGAGUGAGCAGCCGGAGCGGCCGUGCCAUGGACACCGCGCCGCGGCCGGAGCGCCGGGCGGCCGCGCGCUGUCGCCCCCUGCUGCCCGCCGCACGCUCGGGCAGGUCGGCGGGCUUCUGGAGGCCCUGGCUGGACAGCCCCGGGGACCCCCGAGGACGCGCUCAGCCCCUCGUCCCACCGGAAAUGCCCGGCGGCCCCGGGAGCAGCGGAGCCUCCGGAAAGCUUUCGCAGUACAGACACCCCGUCAGACUAUUUUGGCCAAAAUCAAAAUGUUAUGAUUACUUAUAUCAAGAAGCAGAAACUCUACUGAAAAACUUUCCAAUUCAAGCCACAAUUUCUUUUUAUGAAGAUUCUGAUAGUGAAGAUGAAAUUGAGGAGCUGAUCUGUGAGAAUGAAUCUGAUUAGUUACUGUUUAUGACAUUCAAAGCUUGUAAGACUUAAAUUUAGUGUAUAAAUGUAUCAUAAUACUUUAAAUAACUUAUUUGUACAUAAUUUAUUAAUAAAAUAAAAUAUUUUAUAA